Messenger RNA from Dibothriocephalus latus, 228 nucleotides. The record is from the annotation of a GenBank genome assembly. Lineage: Eukaryota; Metazoa; Platyhelminthes; Cestoda; Diphyllobothriidea; Diphyllobothriidae.
CGCCUGCUCUAUCCGGAUCUAGCUAGCUACAUUUACCUCUUUGCUCCGGCCCAGUUGGUCAUCCUGAAUCCCUUCGCCUACUUUGCUCUCGAGUGGCAUUCGGUGCGGGAGAAGGCUGCCAUCGAGGCUGCCAUUAACGGAGGCACCGACCUCCAGCCUGGUGGGAUUUCGAACGCACGUCCCUCCUUCCUCACUUGUCUUCUGUUCUGCUACUCCAUCUUCGCAUAA